AGGUGCGGGCCAGUCCGCGGGGCCCCAGCCCAGGGCGGCCCCGGCGCAGGACCCGCCUCCCCGCGGGAUUGGGGGCCCGCGGCCCCGCCCGGCCCCGGAGGGCAGCGGGGCAGCGAGCGCGCGGUUCGGACGCCCAGGGCCCGAGUUCCUCCUCCUCCUCCGGCUGCGGGUCCAGGCGCCCCCCGCAGUCUCUCCGCCGGCCCCGCCCGUGCCGCGCCCCAGGCCCGGGAGGAGCCGCCUUCGGAGGGAGACGCCGGCCCCGAGAGUCCCUGCUUCCGCGCAGAAGUGAUGCCCCCAAGAAGAAAUGAGAAAUACAAACUUCCUGACCCACUACCAGAAGGCAAGGUUCUGGAUGAUAUGGAAGGAAAGCAAUGGGUGCUGGGCAAGAUGAUUGGUUCUGGAGGGUUUGGAUUGAUAUAUUUAGCUUUCCCCACAAAUAAACCAGACAAAGAUGCAAGACAUGUAAUUAAAGUGGAGUAUCAAGAAAAUGGCCCAUUAUUUUCAGAACUUAAAUUUUACCAACGAGCUGCAAAAAAAGAAUGUAUAAAAAAAUGGAUAGAAUGCAAACAACUUGAUUAUUUAGGAAUUCCUGUGUUUUAUGGAUCUGGUCUUACUGAAUUCAAGGGAAGAAGUUACAGAUUUAUGGUAAUGGAAAGACUAGGAACGGAUUUACAGAAGAUCUCUGACCAGAAUGGUACUUUCAGAAAGUCAGUUGUCCUGCAGCUAGGUGUUCGGAUGUUGGAUGUACUGGAAUAUAUACAUGAAAAUGAGUAUGUUCAUGGUGACAUAAAAGCAGCAAAUCUACUCUUGGGUUACAAAAAUCCAGAUCGGGUUUACCUUGCAGAUUACGGACUCGCCUACAGAUAUUGUCCCAACGGGAACCACAAACAGUAUCAGGAAAAUCCUAGAAAAGGCCAUAAUGGGACAAUGGAGUUUACCAGCUUGGAUGCCCACAAGGGAGUAGCCCUGUCCAGACGGAGUGACCUUGAGAUCCUCGGCUACUGCCUGCUGCGGUGGAUCUGUGGGAAGCUGCCCUGGGAACGGAGCCUGCGGGACCCGGUGGCUGUCCAGGCGGCCAAAACAAACCUGUUGGAUGAGCUCCCUGAGUCGGUGCUUAAAUGGGCCCCUUCUGGAAGCAGUUGCUAUGAAAUAGCCCAAUAUUUGGCAUGUGCUCAUAAUUUAGCAUAUGAUGAAAAGCCAGACUAUCAAAUGCUCAAGAAAAUUCUGAACCCAGGUGGAAUACCUUUAGGACCAUUGGAUUUUUCCACGAAAGAAGAGAGUGUAAAUGUGCGUACUCCAGACUAUCAAAAAGUUGGUUCACAAAAGGCUGCAACAAAGCCAGUCAGUCAGAUGCAAACUAGGUUAAUGGAAAGAAGUGUCCACAGUGAGAGCAGUGCUGAGCCCUCUGCAACGGGGAGAAAAGUCCAAAAAGAGGAGAAGCGGAUUGGAUCGCGUAACAAAGAGACAGUGCAGGAAAGCACAAGGAGAAGACAAAAAUAUUGUGAGUUGCAAGAAUUUUUGAAUGAAGUAAAAAGUUCUCCACAAAAAGAGAGCUUUGUGCAGUUCCCAAACUCAUUUUAUGAACCCCAUCAAGAUUUUACCCAUCCAGAUAUAUUCAAGUCCAGAUGUCCAUCUUGGUACACGUGCACUUCCACAGCUGGUAUGGAAGUCACAGACUCAAGUUCUACAGGAUUUUGGUCUGCAAUUUCCCAGUUUACCCUUAGUGAAGAGGCAAAAGCAGAUGUUUAUUAUUAUGGCUUCAUCAUUCUUUUACUUUUGAUGUUAAUGGGUCUUGCUUUAUAUUUUCUCUGAAGAUAUCAAACAAAAUCCUUUUGAUAGCUUUUAAAGUUUCAGUUCUUCACAGAAAUAUUACGUUCUUAUUUUAGGACUUCCUCCCAGAUAUUUUCAAGGUAAUUGGCUUAAAAAAAAAAAAAAGGAAUACAUUUUAACAAAGUAAGUUUGUGAACAUUCUAAAAAAAAUUGCUCUAUACAAGAAAUAGUGUCAUGAUAUAGUUUGGAAAAUACUUUUCUGAAGUUUCAGAUCACCCAGAAAAUUUAAAAACGUUACUCCAAAAAAGAGGGAUUACCCCUUUGGAUCAAAGGAGCAGUUUGAAAAUUAAAAUUUUAUUUAUAGGGACAAUUUAUCUUACAGAAACUUUUCUUUUUUAAAUAUAUAAGUUGUAUCUCAGAAAGUUUUAGAAAAGCCGAUAUAAACACAUAACUAAACGCUAAGGAUAUUUUAUGAAAUGUGAUUAAUUGCUUACCUUACUACAAUAUGGACAUUCACCAAAUAAAAUGUUAAAACUCUG
Eptesicus fuscus (big brown bat) is the source of this 2309-nucleotide messenger RNA. RefSeq names its product VRK serine/threonine kinase 2 (gene VRK2). Lineage: Eukaryota; Metazoa; Chordata; Mammalia; Chiroptera; Vespertilionidae. Gene Ontology annotation, molecular function: ATP binding; protein serine/threonine kinase activity. Bases 289 to 1812 code for a protein of 507 amino acids. The transcript is spliced from 13 exons. Gene Ontology annotation, biological process: signal transduction; peptidyl-serine phosphorylation. Gene Ontology annotation, cellular component: nucleus; cytoplasm. The record is from RefSeq and is a predicted model, not a curated record.